AGACUAACUGAGCACUCUAACAGAAACAGGCAUUUUGGGGGGGAUUACGGUAAUGCAGUGUCGUCGAGGGUAGGAGGCAUGGAGGCGAUCCUAAACUGCAGAAAAGAGGAUCUGGAGGAUUAUUAUGGGCUGCUGGGCUGUGAUGAACUUUCUACGACUGAACAGAUUGUCAAUGAGUUUAAAGUGAAAGCUCUGGCCUGCCACCCUGACAAACAUCCAGAGAAUCCCAAAGCAGUGGAGCAGUUCCAGAAGCUACAGGAAGCUAAAGAAGUCCUGACAGAUGAGAAGAAGAGAAAAAGUUAUGAUCUGUGGCUCAGAAGUCAAAUUAAAAUCCCUUUCGGUGAAUGGCGAGCGCUCAGCGACUCGGUGAAAACAUCAAUGCACUGGGCUGUGAAGGCCAAGAAGGAGCCGAUGCUUGAAGCUGCAGAAGAUUCAAAUCCAUCAGAUGAAAACACAGUGCAGGAGAAACCAUCUGAAGCAUCACUGCCAUCAAGUGAUUAUUGGCACCAGAGGUUUCGAUGGGCUGGUGAAGCUCCUACAGGGCUUUUACAGAAGUUCAGGAAUUAUGAAAUAUAAAUUAAUAUUUCCUGUUGUUCAUUUUUUUUUUGUGUCAUCAUAUUCAGAAGUGAUGCCUUAAAUGUCUUGAGUUUUGUCAAGUGUGAGUGAAACGUGGCUUAAUUUGAAAAUAAAAUAUUAUUAUAAUGGC
Molecule: messenger RNA, 706 nt
Organism: Danio rerio (zebrafish)
Lineage: Eukaryota; Metazoa; Chordata; Actinopteri; Cypriniformes; Danionidae
Gene: dnajc12
Product: DnaJ (Hsp40) homolog, subfamily C, member 12
Source: RefSeq, marked validated